UGUGUUGGCUGAAAGCCUGGCCCUGUGUCCCCACCCUCUACUCUCAAACCCAGAUGUGAAGCAUUCCCGAGCAGACUCUAGUCUCUUUGGUCUCUGCCCCUUUCUCUGUGUCUGUCUGAGUAUCUCUGUCCCUCUGUAAUUCUCUCCUUCUCCUUAUCCCAGUUGUUAGAACACCGCCCUAGAGAACCAGGGAUGAAAGCGUAGUCCGGACCCAAUGACCCAGGACAAGACUGGAGGCUCUCUAGCAUUCUCUUGCUUCAUCAGAAAUCCACCCAGAAACCUGACACCAGCACUCUGACCCCAUCUGCAGAAACCCUAGCCCCUUCCUGAGAAGGGAAGUCUACUGAAGAGAUUAUAAAAGGUGAAGUGGGAAAGAGUGAGCACUCUUCAGGGGCAAAAGAAAACAGACAGCUGUGUAGGCAGAAUGGAGGGCAAGGUAUACAUGAGAGGUGAGGACUACGAAAAAGAGUUCCUUCCCAAAGACUACCUGACCACCUUCUACAGCUUUGCCUCUGGCACCAUGGCAGAGCAGGAAAUCGUAAAGUUUAGCCUGCAGAACCUCUACCAGACCUUCUCUACAGGAGGUGUAGGGGGCGAGGUCCUGAUCGACAUUGGCUCUGGCCCCACGAUCUACCAGCUGCUUUCAGCAUGCGAGGUCUUCCGGGAGAUCAUUGCCACUGACUACACCCCGCAGAACCUGCAGGAGCUGCAGAAAUGGCUGAAGAAGGAGCCAGGAGCCUAUGACUGGUCCUCCAUAGUGCAGCAUGUGUGUGAGCUGGAGGGAGACAGAAGCAGGUGGCAGGAGAAGGAGGCCAAGCUCCGAAGGACAGUCACUCGUGUACUGAGGUGUGAUGUGACCAAGACACCCCCACUGGGGUCAGCUCAAGUGCCUCUGGCUGACUGUGUGCUGACCUUUCUGGCCAUGGAGUGUGCCUGUCCUGAUGUGGAUACCUACCGGGCAGCCUUGCGCAGACUGGCUGGCCUGCUGAAGCCAGGAGGGCACCUGGUGACCUUGGUUACCCUGCGCUUCCAGCAUUACAUGGUGGGCCCCAAGAAGUUCUCUGGGGUCUACCUGGAGAAGGAGACAGUGGAGAAGGCUAUCCAAGAUGCUGGUUGCCAGGUACUGAGGUGCAACUGCGUCUCCCUCAGCUACUCAGAGGCCUACUGUGUCAACGAUGGUUUAUGCUUCGUGGUUGCCCGAAAGGGUCCCAGUGCCUGAGGCCACAGGUAGAGAUUAGCCUUCCCCCGGGGAAGUUACAGCAAUCAUUUGUAUAGCCUUACUUCACAGCUUUCUAACACUGACCGCGUUGCUUCUGUCUCUUACCCGGUCACAAGGAAAAACCCAGGCUUUUCUCUUUUCAGUCCCCAAACCCUCCCUUUUGCUUCUUUUGUACCCUGAUCAAAGCUCAUUAAAAUAAAGUGUCUUCUCUGGA
Molecule: messenger RNA, 1433 nt
Organism: Grammomys surdaster
Lineage: Eukaryota; Metazoa; Chordata; Mammalia; Rodentia; Muridae
Gene: Inmt
Product: indolethylamine N-methyltransferase
Exons: 3
Coding region: 425-1219 (264 amino acids)
Cellular component (GO): cytosol
Molecular function (GO): thioether S-methyltransferase activity; N-methyltransferase activity; amine N-methyltransferase activity
Source: RefSeq, a predicted model, not a curated record